AUGAAGACUAUCAUAGCACAGUGUUUAUUAUGUGGAUCCAUGGCCUUUGGGCUCUGGACUGCUCUGCUAAUGGCAUAUUUUCACUACAGUCAAGAGAAUAAACAGCUGAAGAAAACCCACCAGGAACCUAUCAAGGCUAGCUCACUUGGAAAAAAUGUGUACCAGAAAAACCAUGACUCAGAGGAAACUCCCAAUCAGAAAGUUAUUAAAGGUAAGUCUGAUGCAGAUGAACCUGGAAAACCAAAAUCUUUUCUUGCAGAUCAUUUUGACCAUUUAGAGCCAGAAUUUUACGAAGAAUUUGAGCAAUAUGGACUUAAUGCUGCUAUCAGUAGAAGACUGGGCAUGGUGAGAGAGGUGCCAGAUUCCAGGGACAAAAUAUGUCAUCAGAAACACUACCCACUCAAUCUACCCACUGCCAGCAUCAUCAUAUGCUUUCAUAAUGAAGAAUUUCACACCUUGCUCAGAACAGUGUCUAGUGUGAUGAACCUUACUCCACACCAUUUCCUUGAAGAAAUAAUUUUGGUUGAUGACAUGAGUGAAAUUGAUGAUUUAAAAGAAACAUUGGACUAUCAGCUGGAACUUUUUCGUGGGAAGAUUAAAUUAAUAAGAAACGAAAAGAGAGAGGGUCUCAUUAGAUCAAGAAUGAUCGGUGCCUCCCGCGCUUCAGGGGACGUCCUGGUGUUCUUGGGUAGCCACUGUGAGGUGAAUAAAGUCUGGCUGGAGCCCUUACUGCAUGCCAUUGCUAAGGACCACAAAACGGUGGUGUGCCCUCUGAUAGAUGUCAUUGAUAAAAUAACACUGAAUUAUAUAGCGGCACCCAUUGCAAGGGGAGCUUUUGACUGGAACCUGGACUUUAGAUGGGACAGUGUUUUCUCAUAUGAGCUGGAUAGCCCAGAAGGACACAGUAAACCCAUCCGGUCACCUGCAAUGGAAGGACAAAUUUUUGCGAUAGACAGACAUUAUUUUAAUGAACUUGGACAAUAUGACAAGGACAUGGAUCUUUGGGGAGGAGAAAAUGUGGAACUUUCACUAAGAAUUUGGAUGUGUGGAGGCCAACUCUUUAUAAUUCCUUGCUCUCGGGUUGGACAAGUCACUAAGAUACAGAAAUUCAAUGACCCUGCGUUCAAGAAAGCCUUGUCGUGGAACUUACUGCGAGUGGUUCACACCUGGCUGGAUGAAUACAAGGAUAAUUUUUUUCUUCAAAGACCUCAUUUAAAAUACGUAUCCUGUGGAAACAUUAGUGAGCGUGUUGAAUUAAGGAAACGACUAGGUUGCAAGUCAUUCCAGUGGUAUUUGGAUAAUGUCUUUCCAGAGUUGGAGCCAAUUAUAUACACUGAUGAAGAGGAAAAACAAUCAUUUAUUUAA
Molecule: messenger RNA, 1365 nt
Organism: Onychomys torridus (southern grasshopper mouse)
Lineage: Eukaryota; Metazoa; Chordata; Mammalia; Rodentia; Cricetidae
Gene: Galntl5
Product: polypeptide N-acetylgalactosaminyltransferase like 5
Exons: 8
Coding region: 1-1365 (454 amino acids)
Biological process (GO): spermatid development
Cellular component (GO): Golgi apparatus
Source: RefSeq, a predicted model, not a curated record